Molecule: messenger RNA, 1044 nt
Organism: Drepanopeziza brunnea f. sp. 'multigermtubi' MB_m1
Lineage: Eukaryota; Fungi; Ascomycota; Leotiomycetes; Helotiales; Drepanopezizaceae
Source: RefSeq, a predicted model, not a curated record
AUGCCCCCCCCAAGCACCCCAGCCUUUCUCCACAACUUUUACAACUUCGACAAUAGCAACAAUAACAGCAGCAGCAGUAGCAGCAGCAGCAUCACCAGCAGCAGCAGCAGCAGCAUUAGCAGAAACAUUAGCAGAAGCAGUAGCAUCAGCAGCGUGAUGUCGAAUGACGAGGAACGCGCUUCACUCCUGGCUCGGAUCGCCGCCUUGGAGGCGCGAAUGAACCAGAUGGAGAGCAGAACCACCAUUAUCAUUACCCAUGCACCACACGGAGCGCCCUCCAUUGUCAUCCAUCCUUCGAACGCAGCGUCAAUCUCAAUCUCAAGCUCAGCCUCAACCAUCCGUAUUCCCCCAGAGUUGAGCUCUUCCGAAUUCGGCAUCCCGUCUCCCGCCUCCGCCCACCAACCCGAAAGAAUGAACGACAGCCCGGCCGAAGGCGUCCCCCUCAUCCAACAACAGUUGGAAAAAUUCAUAAUCGUCGUCGCGGGGCUGGUAGCCCAUAUGCUCGCGCCGCAUUUCAACGCCGCAGGAACAGGCAUUAACAACCAGACCAGGAGCCAACUGGCGAGAGAGGAGAAUGAGAGAGAUACUAUGGAAGAAGCCACUCAGGCAGAGAAUCGGAGGUUGACAAUGCAUGCUGGCCACACACCAAAUCACUCCAUCUCCAAAUUCCAUCUUAGUAAGGGGUAUGCGGACAGCGGAUCUGUCACACCUACUCAGGAGCACCAUGAUGAAAACAAGAGGAUGUUGGCUCCUCCGGCCCACGGUGAGGAGGAACAGCAUAGCGAGGAUGAUCAUGGGGACAGCGAACUGUCUCACCCCCUCGGCUUGACGAACGAUGCUGCCGCGGAUCAUGAGUUUCUAGCGGAGCUGGACGAGAAGCUGCGAUUGGCCAAAACAAUCGCGGAUGCCGGUCCCAGCAAUGAGCCAGAGUCAAGCCCGAGUCCUCUCUCAUCACCAUGGGACAUCGAGGAUGAUGGAGACGAACCUCACAAGCUAAGGUUGAAGCCCAGUUGCAACUUUGGGAAACCCUUGGGCGAGAUUUGA